AUGAAAACUAGAGAGGUGCACAGGAAACAUCCUGAGAUCGGCGAACGCGAUGAGCAGGUCUUUUGGACGCGAGGCAGUGGGGAUGAGAAGGACGCUUACGAAAUACGCGUUAAAGAGCUGCACAAUAUGCACCCUGAUGUGGGCAUUCAAGAGGAGCAAGUGUUCUGGACUCAAGGCACAGGCCCCGACAAGACUGUCUACGGCAUAGUUGCCGACGAGAUACAUGGCGAGAAGCUUGGAGAUGGAUUCGAGGAUGUGACGCUGAUUUGGGGCGAUAGCAAAGGGCCAUUCCACGCCAUUCACGGAAUGAUCCGUGGCAGUGCGGAUGAGCAGGAUGGCCAGGACGAGGACAAAACAAGUGAAGAUGACGGUGAGAAGGAGGCAGAGACAGCUCCACCCAGAGCGAAGUUUCUUAUGGAUAUGUAG
Messenger RNA from Anisakis simplex (herring worm), 426 nucleotides. The record is from the annotation of a GenBank genome assembly. Lineage: Eukaryota; Metazoa; Nematoda; Chromadorea; Rhabditida; Anisakidae.